GUUUGUUCUUUCGGAUCGCUACGUCGGCGUCUGAAUACAACCGAAAUCGCUUCCUUUCCUUUCCUUUCCUUUCCUUUCUGUGCAGCGCAAAGAGAGAGAUCAAAAAGACUCCGCCUUGGUCGAGGAAGGCUCGAUCCCAUCGACCUCCAUCCUCGGUGGAAGAAGCCCUGAAACGAAGAAGUCUUCUCCCGCCUCUCUUCUCUCUCCGAUCUCGCGCCUCUCUUCCGCAUCUCUCGGCUCGCGGAGCGACGAGGUAGCACGGCAACAUGGGCGGUCAUGGUGGUUUGAACAUCCUUCCCCAGAAACGUUGGAAUGUGUACAAUUAUGAAAACAGAGAGAAGGUCCGGCAAGAUGAAGAGGCUGCUGCGAAAGAGGAGCAGCUUAAGCAAGAGCAAGUGAGGAAGCGUGAUGCUGAGUUUCGUCUCGAGCGGCUUCGUGCUGCCCGUGGCUUGGCUUCUGCCAGUCAACCUCCUGCUAGUCAGCCUGCGGAGGCUCCUGCUAUUCAGCCUGUGGAGGCAGCUGAGACUGAGAAGAAGUCUGGCCAUAUCAAUCUCUUUGAGGGAAUUAAGAUUUUCGACCCGGUAGAUGCACCAAAAACUGGGGCAGGAGAUGAAAGGGAUGGAUUCAAGAGGAAGAAGAUGAAGAAAGAGGAGGCGCCGAAGGUGGUAACCGCAGAGGAUGAGAAAUAUAGGUUGGGAUAUGGGCUUGCUGGAAAAGGAGUUAAAUUGCCAUGGUAUCUUGAGAAGCGGGGUGAUCAAGAUGACGGAGAGAAAUUUGGGGAUGAAGAGUCGCCAAGGGAUGCAAAGGAGCAGAGAAAGAAAAGUGGGAAGAAGACGUUGGAGGAGUUGAGGGAGGAACGGUUAAAGAGAGAGAAGCAGGAGAAAGAAAGGGUAAGGAAAUUGAUACUAGAGAAGAACCGAAAGGAUGGAGCUCUGUCGAAAGCCAAGGGUUUUCGGAGGAGGUGACGCUGCAAAUUUUGGUCAGUUCAGACUUUUGUUCGUACUUAUAUGUUGUGGAGACCUUGCUUUAUGGCUGAUUGGGAGAGCCUGGACUGCUAUUGGUUUGGCAAGAUUUGGAUUCCAAGUCCUGUUUUGAGAGGUUCCCGCUCCCCUUGUGCAGUUCGCCAAUCUACAUAUGCCUUGCGACAUAGCUCCUGUAGACACGUGAAUGCUUCACUUCGAAUCCUCUUCAAGAAAGAAUGGGCUGUGGUUCGCCUUUGCUUUUCAAUCCUGGAGAUGAUCAUUGGAUAAUCUGCUGUCACUGUCAGCAUCAAAGCUUGUGAAUGUCUAUUCCUUUCAGUUUGGCUUUCUUGUUCAUUAUGGCAUUAUGUUGGAAUGAUAUCACUUUGAUCCUUAUGCAAGUUAUUCGGUUUUUGUCA
Molecule: messenger RNA, 1378 nt
Organism: Syzygium oleosum
Lineage: Eukaryota; Viridiplantae; Streptophyta; Magnoliopsida; Myrtales; Myrtaceae
Exons: 2
Coding region: 267-965 (232 amino acids)
Source: RefSeq, a predicted model, not a curated record